This is a messenger RNA of Cyanistes caeruleus (blue tit), 4097 nucleotides long. The record is from RefSeq and is a predicted model, not a curated record. NCBI's taxonomy places the organism in Eukaryota, Metazoa, Chordata, Aves, Passeriformes, Paridae.
GCUGGAUGCUUUUCUACUCCUCAUCUUACCUCAACACCUCAAGACAUCUCUUUCAAAAUCAUUUGUCAUUUGAGCUCUGCUGUGUGACAGAUGCAGGGGCUUUAAUCCAGGAUGAACGAAUGCUACUAUGACAAGCGCAUGGACUUCUUUUACAACAGGACAAAGACGGACACAGCGGAUGAGUGGACAGGACCACAGCUCAUUGGUGUUCUGUGCUUUGGGACUUUCUUCUGCCUCUUCAUUUUCAUUUCAAAUUCAUUGGUCAUAGCAGCUGUGGUGAAGAACAAGAGGUUUCAUUUUCCCUUUUACUAUCUUCUGGCCAACUUAGCAGCUGCAGACUUUUUUGCUGGAAUCGCCUACGUCUUCUUGAUGUUCAACACGGGCCCGGUGUCUAAGACAUUGACAGUUAACCGCUGGUUCCUGCGUCAGGGUCUCCUGGACACCAGCCUGACGGCAUCCCUGGUGAACCUGCUCGUCAUCGCUGUGGAGCGCCACAUGUCCAUCAUGCGGAUGAAGAUCCACAGCAAUCUCACCAAGAAGAGAGUCACUUUCUUAAUUACAUCAAUUUGGGCCAUUGCUAUUUUCAUGGGUGCUGUUCCGACGUUGGGUUGGAACUGCCUCUGUGACAUUACUGUCUGCUCAUCCCUGGCACCCAUUUACAGCAGAAGUUACCUGGUGUUCUGGAGUGUCUUAAACCUGGUUGUCUUCUUUAUUAUGGUGGUGGUUUACAUAAGAAUCUACAUGUACGUCCAGAGGAAAACCAACGUCUUGUCGUCACACACUAGUGGGUCCAUUAGCCGGAGGAGAACCCCUGUGAAGCUUAUGAAGACUGUCAUGACUGUCUUGGGUGCCUUUGUUGUCUGCUGGACCCCUGGCCUGGUUGUCUUACUGCUUGAUGGCCUGAACUGUACUGACUGUGGGAUUCAGAAUGUUAAAAGGUGGUUUCUUCUCCUGGCCCUGUUGAACUCUGUCAUGAAUCCGAUAAUUUAUUCAUACAAAGAUGAUGAGAUGUGGGCUACCAUGAAAAGGAUGAUUUGCUGCUCCUCUGAGGAUAAGAGCCAGGAGAGACGCUCAUCUCGGAUCCCCUCAACAGUUCUCUGCAGGAGCACGGAUAUCUCGGGCCACUACCUUGAAGAUGGCAUUAUUCAAGGGACAAUUUGUGGAAAAGGAGAUCUUGGUGACAAAGGAAACUCCUGAGCUAUGCAAGGGAAUGACUUGGCUGGAAAAGGAGAGGGGGAAGGGAGAGGUUUUGUAAGAGGAGAUUGACUGGCAAAGCUAGUAAACAAUAUAUACACUUUGUUCCAGAGCCUCAACUCCAGUGUUAACAAAAGUUCUUAUAAAUAAUUGCCUGAUGGAAAAACACUUUGUAAUGAAGAAAACUUUCUGUGCUGCCAUCCUUUUUGUCUUUCAAGUACAUGAAAUUGUUUCUUCAUGUGAAUGGAAUAAAUACCUCUCAGAGACUUCUUGUGCACGGAAACAAAAUGUAAGCAAUAUGGAGAGACCCUCCUUAAGCUCCUGCAGAGAGAAGAAACCUGCCUGACUCUGCAGGUUUGGCAUUCAUUGAGUAUUUAUGCUUUGAUUAGUUUCUGUGCAUCUUGGUUGGACAGAGUUGUGACCUGUUUUCUUGGUUUGUGAAGUUCAUGAAACAGUUCAUGCUUACCUCUUCUCUUCCUCCUUAUCUUGCUUUCAAAAUAGGUAGUUUGAUAGUUUACUAAAGCUAUGCCAGAAACCUGGCUGUGAUGAGAGACCCAGACCAGGCGUCAGUGUGUGUGGGUACGUCUGACCGUGGAUUGUCAGGAUCUGAGAGUACAGAAAGCAAAAAGCCAUUAUUUCUUCCAUAGUGGGGUGAAUGCUGCCGGAAAAGACGAUGCACUCUCUGCUGCUGUUGUGUAGGCAGGCAUUGAGGGUGGAUUAACAGAAAAGCUCAUUUCUUCCUUCCCUAGAUAACAUCAAAUGGGUGUGCUCACUCCUCUUUACCUGCUAUGCCACUGAGAGAAAUGAGAUCCAAAGCUCUGGUUUACAAAGGAAUUUUUAAGGGAAGUUUAAAUACCCAUUUGUCCAGGUUCAAUCAAGCUAUUUCAAAUAGAAAUUAAUUUACAGGCAAAAAAAGCCUGAAAUCAAUUUAAGCCCCUACCAUAGUACAGUGUGCAUUGAUUGUUGGACCUUGUCUGGACCACAUUUCUCCUCCAAUUUGCAAACAGAUCUUACUGGAACAGGUACUUGAGGAAGAGACCAUGAAACAGGGAGUGAUGGAGGGCUUUCAGCAUAGUGACUGAUCAAAUCUAGUGCUGGUGCAGCCACAGCCCAAACAGCUGCAGUUCUGGCUUAUGCACUGUGCUCUAACAAGAGAGUCCAGCAGUACAAAGCUCUAGGGUAAAGUUCUUAUUUUUAAAAUUUCAAAUUAAAAACUGGAUUGUAGAUUUCUCAGUAAUCUAAAAAGCUGGUUCGUGCUGUCUGGUUUCAAAGGCAGUGAACUCCCUGUUGCCAUUUUAACUUCAAGGGGAGUUUCCUGUGUUGUCUCCUAGAGAAAGUCUGAUCCCUGGUAUUAAGGCAGGUGACCUCAGCCAGAGGUCACUUUGAAAAGUUUUGGAAGUUUUGGCCGCUUGGAAUUACCAGAGAACAACACCAAGAGCCAACACCAAGGACAUAUUUUAUGAAGCUGAAAGAUAAAGUUGAGCUGAGGUUUGGCCAAAUUCUUCCUUUGGUGCCACUUGCAUGUGGAUAUCUGGACUGUGUUGGUCAAAACAGAACUAGCCUUUGGCUCAAAGGCUGAGCAAGGGGUUUGCACUGGGAGACUUAAUAGCAGCCCUUAGCAUAUCUUACAAGCACAGUAAGGCCCUGUUCAGAGAGAUGUCCUGUAACAUGCAUUAUCUUGUAGGGAUGUGGCCCAGUAUUCAAGGUAGAUGGUGUAUUUGUUUACACGUUUUUUGCUAUUGUAAUGCAAUUUUUUUGUGCAAAUACUACUUCACUGCUUUGGUGUUCUGAAAAGCGUGUAAAGUGGUGCUUUGUAGGGGUGGUGGUGUGGUGGGUUGAGCCUGGCUGGAGACCAGGUGUCCACCAAAGCUGCUCCAUCACUUCUCUCCUCAGCUGGACAGGGGAGAGAAAAUAAAACAAAAGGCUCAUGGGUCAAGAUAAGGACAGGGAGAGAUUGGUCACCAAUUAUAGACUUGACUUGGAGAAAAAUUAAGUUAUUACCAAUCACAUCAGGGUAGCAUAAUGGGAAAUAAACCCAGAUCUUAAUACUUUCCUCUCAUCCUCCGUUUUUCCUGGGCUUAGCUUUAUUCCUAAUUUUCUCUAUCUCCAUUCCGCAAUGGUGCCAGGGGGACAGGGAAUGUGACUGGUUCAUCAGUCAUUGCCACUCCUUCCUCAUAGUGAGGUUUCCUCACACUCUUCCUUCUCCUUUGUGGGGUCCCUCCCACAGGAGACAGUUCUCAAAUUUCUCCAACAGCAUGGGUCUCCCAUGGAGUCACUCGCCAGCCAACCUGCUCCAGCAUGGGCUUUCCAUGUGCUCACAGCCUCCUUUGGGCAUUCCUCUUCUCCAGCCUGGGAUCCUCCACAGGCUGCAGGUAGAUCUUUGCUCCACCAUGGGCCUCCACUGGCUGCAGGGGAAGCUCAGCUCUGGCGCCUGGAGCACCUGCUGCCCACCUUGGUGUUGUCACAGUUAUUUCUCUCACACAUUCUCACUCCCCUCUUCUGCUGCAGUCACACAGGUUUUGUUUCAUCCAUCUUAAGUACCUUCUCCCAGGUCCCUGCCACUGUUGCUGAUGGACUCACUUUUGGACAGGGGUGGGUCUGUCCUGGAGCCAGCUGGCAUUGGCUCUGUCAGACAUAGGGAAGUCUCUGGUGUCUUCUCACAAAAUCCACCCCUGUACCCCCUGCCCCACGCUGCUAUGAAAACCUUGCCCUGCAAACCUGCCCGUGGUGGCCUUGCAAAGGCACAGCAUGCAAGCACCCCAUCCCCACUGCUACUGCAGCACAGUUUGUCUGAACUAGGCUGGAGCUCUGUAUACAAACCUAAUAGAAAAUAAAAUGGUACUUCAAAAUGAAAGUCUUGUUUUGCUUCCUGUUUGAAUGGUGAUUGAGCAAUGAUGGGGAAA